Molecule: messenger RNA, 1937 nt
Organism: Patiria miniata (bat star)
Lineage: Eukaryota; Metazoa; Echinodermata; Asteroidea; Valvatida; Asterinidae
Exons: 3
Coding region: 77-613 (178 amino acids)
Source: RefSeq, a predicted model, not a curated record
UGUCCGAGGCAUUGAACUUUCAAGGCAGUGAUCAUCCUAUUAAGGACAAGUUACGCUGCCUGAAUAUUUGUGCAACAUGAAUCGGUCUGUUGUAUUGACUGCGUUGUUGUUGGUGUUUGUUUACGGCGUACAUGGAUGUAGGCGGUCGGGCACCACCGGUAGCAGCAUACCACCGAAAGGCCAAGAACCCACGCAAGAUCCCAUUUCUGAUGUCUGGUUGGGUCGACUCCCUUUCGUAAACUACAUGUGUGGUUGGCCUAAUGACACCAUGCGAGUUGGUAUCGUUCGUCGGCAGGUCAUCGACCCCUUCAAGUUUCUCCCCAGCAAUCUGGAACCGGUUCAUACGAUGGUGUAUUUCCGAGGAGACGUGUACGAGUGGGGAGCCGGUUUGUUGCGAUCCUACGACCGGGGCACCCUGGGUCGUGAUCCCCACGGCUGCCCAGCCCAGUGGAUGCUGCACGGACAGAGUAACUGCUCAGCCACGGAGAUCAAACAGGUGGCCGCGAGCUACCUGCCUCGUUACGGACCUUACAGCCUGCUGAGUAAUAACUGCCAUAACUUCUCGGAGAGAUUAGCUGAGAAGUUGCUGAGGGGAGAGUGUAGUCCUUUUUGAAGACACCCGAGAGACAAGCAAGUGUGAAGAACUGAGUAACAAGGAAGAAACUACAUAAACAAAAAAAGGAUGAGACUUACAGGGUGGUCCAUAAAGACGUUUACACUUUUUCAGUUGCAGAUUUCAUGGAAUCGGGGAGGCAUAUUAAAAUUGUUUCAAGAUACAUGUAUUUCUAAACUACAGCAUGCAUCUUCGUGAUGGUAUAAUUACGGUGAAAACGGCACUGAAAAUAAAGCCUAAUUUAAGAAAUGGCAAUAUUGUUUAAAGAAAGAUGGUCAAAAAUUCACACGGUCAACACAAUAGCACUGCACACACAAUUAAAAGAACUGCGCAAUAAUUGUAAUUAGGUCUACAUGACUGCCAUAGACGUGGGCAAACUAGUUUUUGACCAUUUUUCUGCAAGUGGCCGCUAUUUCUUAACUUGAUUUAAUUUCAGCUCCGUUUUCACCAUAUAUGACCAAGAUCUUGCAGUUUAGGAAUAUCUUAAAACAAUUUCAACAUAUCUUUUCAAUUUUGAGGAAUCUGCCUCUAAAAAAGUCUUUUUUGGACCACCCUGUAGAACUUUUCGCAGAUUUAGAAAGGCUCACAAAGAUGCAUCUAAAAACAAGAACAAACUUUAGUGCAAAACUUUUGUUACUAGUGAAGGGAGUACAAAAACUGGGGUUUUACGUUUCGUUUGAAAUUGAAACGAAAAUGUUUAAUACUUAACCCUAUUGGAGGACAGUUUGGACUGAGUUUAUCCUAGGUAAAAUCAUUUUAAAUGUCAAGCUGUUUCUAAACAACUUCUGUUACUAAAAUAAGUUUGUUGACAGGAUGUAUUAAGCCUACUGAUUCACACCGACCUAUCUUGUUGGUGAACAUUUUAUUCAAUAAACCAAUUUACACACAAAAUUGCUCUGCGGAAAUAAUAAAUAACGGCAUGAGUCAUGUUCUGUCAACUACUGAGUCAACCACUAUACCGACGUAGAAGCUCUGUCUACACUCGUACUCCACAACUUUCUUCAAGUGCGCCCUCCCCGACAAUCGAUUGCUACAAAGUUUACGUUUACCAUUUUGUUAAACGAUAUGAGGGCGCUCUACAGUUAAAACUGUCGGGGCUGAAAAUUGCACUGGUGUCUUAUGAAAUUUGGACUCCUAUGAAAUCUAGUCUCUUUUUCCUUGUAUGGAGUCUUACCCUCACACCUGGCCUGUCACUGUCCAAAUUAUCUUCAUUUAGGCAUGCGCAAUACAAUGAAGGAGUCUGUAUUUGUUAGAGACCAGAUUUUCCACCACACCGGCAACGAGCACCCUGGGUUGGUAAAAACAGGUUUCUGCGAAUGUGGGG